This is a messenger RNA of Symbiodinium sp. CCMP2592, 3006 nucleotides long. The record is from the annotation of a GenBank genome assembly. NCBI's taxonomy places the organism in Eukaryota, Dinophyceae, Suessiales, Symbiodiniaceae.
AUGGCGUGGACGCGCCCCUUUCCAUCAGUCUGGGAUGAUGCAGGUCGGGAGGUACUCAAUGAGGCGCCGCCCUUUCUUGCCCUUGCUGAUUCCACCUUCCAGGGCCUUUUGCGACAGGGCAAGCAAUGGGCCUCAUACGUGUGUCCAGGGGCUUCCCUCGUUCGCUCCUAUCCUGGGCGUCCCUCCAUCUUAGGAGCCCUUGCUUUGGCUGCGGGGGAUUCCCUCCAGUCUCGCGACUCCCUGCCAGCUCCGAUCCUGGUCAAUGAGGGCUUCUUGCAUUUCCUGCGAGACAAGCUCGAUGAGCCUGUCAAAGUAGGCCUGGUUCCCUGCGGACGCAGUGUGCCACAUCCCAAGCAGACUGCUUAUGACUUUGUGGAAAGGGCACGGCACGACUUCAACCUCAAGGACUACGAGUUCCCCUGGCAGAUCAUGGACCUGAACCAGCCUCCGGAUCUGGACUUGUAUGGCCAGGAUCCCACUCACUUUCAGCCGUCUGCUGAGCUGCCUGCCAUUGGGCGUAUCAUUGGCCGCGCUCUCUACUGUAUGACAGUACCGAAACCACAGCGAGCUGAAGGAGGCAACGCCCCCGAGACUCCGCAGGGCAACGCCCCCCAAACCCCAUCUACCUCACCUUUCGCGGGUGGCCUGGGGCCAGGGCAUGCGCAGCAGGCGCCGCGCACUCCUCCACCCUUUCUGCCAGUUCUUCUGUGCUGCUCCUGGAACGCGACUCAGGGCAUGAUACAUCAGGAGAUGUUGGCCACCCACGCGCUCACCCGAGCCACCACUCUUAGAGAGUUGCUGAUUGUGGCGGCCAGCCAAGCCAACUUCCCCAUUGAAAAGACGUACCGCCUUACGGUACCGGCUGACUGUACUCCCUAUGGGAGGUUCCCAAUCCCGCAGCGCCUGGUCCAGACUUUCAUUCAUGACGAAAUGGUUGGCCCUAAGGAAAUGGCGGCGGACAAGUUCCGGACCUUUCGUCGCGAGUUCUUCAACGACGAAGCCUGGGCGGAAGUGAUCCGUUCAGUCACUGGAGGAGCAGGGCAACGCCUUCUCUCCAAGCUCCGAAGCAACGCGCAUCGCGCGGAUGUCUUCAGAUACGUUGAACACUGGCUCCGCGGCGGCAUCUACCUCGACAUCAAGACUGCCUUCCUGAUCACGCCGCAGGAGCUUCACUCCUCCAUCGUGGCAGAGUGGCGAGCCAAGCCACUCCUCUCCGACCUUGCCUCCCAAAUUUAUGGAUGGGAUGCUGAUACCUUGCGAGCCAGCGGCCCUCCUGAUUACUUCCUCACGGCCAUCGGUCAGAAAAAGGACCACAUUUUCCAGGGCAUCCUCAUGGGACGACGGCAGCACCCCCUCAUGACUGCUGCACUACGUCAUGCUUUUCAGCACAAAUAUGUGGAUGCGCAGGGGGCCAUCAACGAGAAGUAUAUGUUCUUCUGCAUCGCCCUCUAUGAGAUCGUACGCCAGGACCUGCUCAGCGACCCGGUCCUCCACCCAACGGCGCAGGGACGCAGCUUGGCCCCUGGCUGGCACCUCACACAGACCCUAGGCCCGAUCUAUCUGCUGCAGGAGGUUCAUGAGGAUCAGUUGCGGCGAAUGCAGGGCGUGCCCCCCAAUGAGGGGCAUGGGUUCCGCACAGCCUCCAAGCAACUCAUCGCUCUUACUCGGUGCUGGGGUUGGAACAAGGGAUGGAAGUCUGAUCCGGCUUCCACCAAAGCCAACAACGAUGCCAUCCUUCGUGGACUCCCUACUGCACUCCACGCAGCGCAGGAGGCUGGCAACGCCACGACCCGGCGAGGCAACGCCUCCACGACUCCGGUCCCCACUGAAGCCACCAUUCAGGCACAUGUGCUUGAAGCUCUCGACACCAGCCUUCUUGAUCGGAUUGUGCAGCUUAUCGAAAAGUGGCCGCAGUUCUAUGGAGAACUCACCAAGCAGCAAGUCCAGGAGCUCAUCCUCGCGGGCCUACUGCCGCACUUUCUGCGGACACGUGGCAGCGGUGCUACAUGGCAUCACGCGGGGGAAGAGGCCUAUGCCAGGGCUACCACUGGGCGCUCAGGUCAGGCCGCUGCGGCGGCCUCCUCCUCAGAUACCGGCAAUCAACAGCCCAACGAGCCUGCCUCCCCGCCGCCAUACGUCGCACCGCGACCAGCCAUCCUUGAUGCACCGCAUCGUCAUGAAGCUCCUCCUCAAGAGCCAGAAAACACUCCUCCCACAAUGGAGGAACUCUGUGCCGAGAAGGACUUCUACGACUGGGUGGUGGCAGUAGCGGACCUCCAGUCACUGACGGCUCCUGAAGUAGUGGGUGUUCUUCAGCCCCAGGAGUUCACAGCGAUAUGGAAUGCCCGACUUCAGGUCUUGACCAAGCUGCCAACCGUGCUUGCCGGCCUUAGCAGGGUUUACCAAAAACCUGAAGCUGAUCGAAAAGACCUCAGCUGGCGCUCUGUGAUCUCGGGUCGACUUGUUGUCCACUCCUCUGGCCACUUAACGAUGGCCACGAAGGACCGUGCUGGUCAAGAGCACAUCCACCCCAAGCUCACGACCUGGCUCGGGGGCCUUCAGGCUACCAUUAAAAAUGGGGUUCCCUACGCUCUCUUCGAGGGCGAGCGUGUGGCUACUCAGGAUGAGUUUCGCCUCUUCGCGACGACCCUGCAGACCAUCUAUGAGGCAGCCACCAAGAAGGCGCACCAACCCUCCCACGUCAAUAUCAUCCAGGCCACGCGUGACAGCCAUCCAACCAUCAAGAUUACGCACGGCCAAGUCCUGGAUAGCAAGCUGAACGUGAUUCGCAAUGUUACUGGCCAGCAGCUUCGUGGUCGCCGCGAAAAACAAGCUGAGCACCGUGAGAACAAGGAGUCCAGGAGGUCGGACCCGUAUGGAUCUCACGAGCCUCCGCCCGAACAACACUCCAGAUCCGCCGGCUCCCAAGACUGGCAAGACUGGCAGGACUGGGAAGAAAAUUCCUACAAUGCCAGGAACUCUGCCUACCACGGCUACUACCGCUGA